Molecule: messenger RNA, 1675 nt
Organism: Sycon ciliatum
Lineage: Eukaryota; Metazoa; Porifera; Calcarea; Leucosolenida; Sycettidae
Product: mediator of RNA polymerase II transcription subunit 18-like
Exons: 5
Coding region: 111-713 (200 amino acids)
Biological process (GO): regulation of transcription by RNA polymerase II; termination of RNA polymerase II transcription
Cellular component (GO): mediator complex; core mediator complex
Molecular function (GO): transcription coregulator activity
Source: RefSeq, a predicted model, not a curated record
CAAGGGAGUCAAAUUUCGAAAAAAAUUAGAAACAAAGCAGUCAGGAAGAGGGUUAUUAUUGGACUGGGACUGGAGCUAUCACUGCCAACGCUGGUGCUAAGAGAAGGAACAUGACCGACCAACGCUAUGAGUACUUGCUGCAGGGCAGCGUUUCCGAAGAUGUCCUGCCACAGCUCGUCACAAGACUGCGCUGCAUAACAGAUCAGACGUUUGAGGGUGGAAACGACAUCCUGGUGCAUGAGCGUAUCUAUAUGCUCAAGGGGACUGGUUCAGCCAGCGUCACCGUGUACUGUCGAAGAUCACUUCAGGAAGAUCCGCCUGUAUUUGAACUGCGGUACCUGGGUGUUCCGGAGACUACAACAGGACAGUCUGGUCAGGGCCAGGGAUCAGCACGGAAACCAGUGAGCAUGCGAAGCUGUGCCAUUAGUUCUGUGGAUAGCAACUGCUUCAAGUUCCUAGAAGACUUGGGAUUUCGGAAAUGCAAUGAGCAUGUCUUAAAAGGCUACUACUUCCUGAAGAACAAUGUAGGCGUCUCUGUCGUACAAGUCUACACGUUGGAUGCGGCCGGCAAACAAAGUGCUGCCCCUGUAUCUGCUUCCAGCUUGGUGACCGCACGCUUGAUAGCAGGCUCUGGAUCGGUCUCAGCCAUUGACCUUUUAUGGUCCGUUGCCGAUAUGCUGAAACCACUUGUCGCACUGGCCAAGGCAUCCUAGAAGAUAGUAGUGGAACGGUGCUUGCAUGCUUCUUCUGCAUGCACUCCGUGCCAUCAUCAUGUUCAGGUUUGAUGGCAUCACCAGAGUGUGUCUGUAUGUGGCGUAAUCGCCCAUCACUACUACUCCGCUCAGAACUGAAGUCUGGUGCCGCGAAAAUGCCACCAAGCAGCAGCGCGCUCUAGAAGAACACUACAGCAGCAGGAUGUGCCGGGAAUGGCUGCAUGGUUCGCAAGCCCAACAGGGCUAGAAGUUACGUUGUUCAUUUUCCAAGUGCCGGCUGUCUUGGCCCCUCGUGCACAGUGUGCUACGACACAUGCUAAUUCAACUACCAAGGAGAACACCCUGCGUUCUGUUACAAUCAGUGCUUGCAUCAGCAUGACCGUCCUUGUGAUAUCAUCGUGGCACAAUGCCAUUUCCGUACCGUAGUACUACAGAGCGAGUACAUCGGCUUGUAUGUCAGGAGUACAGAAUUACCUCCUCUGACUUAAACUCGUCUGGCAGCAUGAGCAAAGCAACCCCCUACCAGCAUGAUAUGGACACAUGAACCAGCCUUGAGGUAGGCUUCCAAAGUAUGAAAUUAUCAUGGAACUUUUUAAUAUGAUAUGCCAGGGCAUCCAAAAAUAAGUCAAACUUGAGUACACAUAGAGUACAGUUUUAGUCUUUUACGUUUUAGAAUUAGAUGUAGUUUCAUGGUGCUUAUACAUGUAAUGUUCAUGUCAUUUUUUAUCAUUUGAACGUUUUUUCAGUACAAGUACAAAAUUAUCAGUGCCUCAAAUUCUUAUAAGUGGAUUCGAAUUGGAUGGAUAUGUACGUACACUGCGAAUGGCAGCUACAGUACACAUUGUUAUGAUCAUGAUUAUUGUGUUCAUUCUCGUCUCGUCCACGGUAUCUCAGGUAAAGAUCCUUGGGUCACUGAGGCAGUGGAACCAGUCAAUCCCGAUCCUGAUGAUUUGUAAAUCUCA